Molecule: messenger RNA, 7383 nt
Organism: Callithrix jacchus (white-tufted-ear marmoset)
Lineage: Eukaryota; Metazoa; Chordata; Mammalia; Primates; Cebidae
Gene: RAB19
Product: RAB19, member RAS oncogene family
Molecular function (GO): GTPase activity; GTP binding
Source: RefSeq, a predicted model, not a curated record
CUCAGGCCACCAAACCUGACACCUGGGGCCAGAACUACACUUCCCACCAAGCAGCGAGGCAGGAGGAAGAAGGGGGCACUGAGGGCCGAAAAGGAAAACCAGAAGAAAGAGGAAACAUUACCUGCUGACCGCCAGAGGUGGCAAGAGCCAUGCAGUUCUCCAGCUCAGCCUGGGCAGCAGAUGAGAACUUUGACUAUUUGUUCAAGAUUAUCCUCAUUGGGGAUUCCAAUGUGGGGAAGACAUGUGUGGUGCAGCAUUUCAAGUCUGGAGUCUACACCGAGACACAGCAGAACACGAUUGGAGUGGACUUCACCGUACGCUCUCUUGAUAUCGAUGGCAAGAAAGUAAAGAUGCAGGUGUGGGACACAGCUGGCCAGGAGCGCUUCCGCACCAUCACCCAAAGCUAUUACCGGAGUGCCCACGCGGCCAUCAUCGCCUAUGACCUCACCCGGUGGUCCACGUUUGAGUCCAUCCCUCACUGGAUUCACGAGAUAGAGAAAUAUGGAGCUGCAAAUUUGGUCAUUAUGCUGAUCGGAAAUAAAUGUGACCUCUGGGAAAAGCGGCACGUCCUGUUCGAGGAUGCCUGCACACUGGCUGAGAAGUACGGCCUCCUGGCUGUUUUGGAGACAUCUGCCAAGGAGUCCAAGAACAUAGACGAAGUCUUUGUGCUUAUGGCCAAGGAGCUGAUCGCCCGCAACAGCCUGCACCUCUAUGGGGAAAGUGCCCUGAACGGCCUCCCACUGGACUCCAGCCCAGUUGUUAUGGCCCAGAGUCCAAGUGAAAAGACCCACUGCACUUGCUAAGAUGUUUGCAAAGCCAGCCACACCCACCAAAGAGGCAGCCUCUGAAACCAAAGGUAGCCAGGAUACCCUCGUAUUGCCCCAGUGGCACUUCAGACCCCAGCGUGAACUGGCCGCUCACCCCUAAUCCUCCUCGUCUGGGUGGGCCGCACUUCUGCCUUGACUCAGACCACAGGUCGUAGCUGCUGACUCUCAGGAAAAGCAACACCAUUGUUUUCGUCGACUCUUGACUCCCGGAGAAACCAGGACUUCAGAACGAAGUGUAUUCUUCUCCCCUUUCAAUUUUCUGUCUCCCCAACGCUUCCGCUGCUUUCUACUGAAUUUUGUUUCUUGCUCAAAGAAGAGGGUAGUGCAGGAGAGGAGGGAGGAGAAACAGCAAGAGAGGGAAGAGGCUGUUCGGAACAUUCUGGAAUAGCUUGAAACAGCUCAGGCAGGAAGAAUGGAACAAAAGCCCGCAAUGAGAAACCAGAAUGCUGCUGUCAUUUUGCCCCUGAUAUACACAGCUCAGGUCUUCACUCUGGGGAGCGAAGCCUUUUAGCAGAAAUACCAGAAGUACCAUCUUGCCAAAUGGUCAGGAACUGUCUGAUGCAGAUGAAAAUGGAAUUCCCUCUAUUAUAGCAGGGCUGACUUGCCCACCUUCCUGGGAUAGGGCAGACACCUGCAAUUUUUCUUUCUUUUUUUUUUUGAGACAGGGUCAUACUCUGUCACCCAGGCUGGAGUAUUAGUGUCAGAUCUUGGCUCACUGCAACUUUCGCCUCCUGAGGUGGGUUCAAGAGAUUCUCCCACCUCAGUCUCCCAAGUGGCUGGGACUACACGCACACGCCACCACACCUGGCUAGUUUUGUAUGUUGUGUAGAGACAAGGUUUCACCAUGUUGCUCAGGCUGAUCUUGAACUCCUAAGCUCAAGUACUCUGCCUGCCUUGGCUUCCCAAACUGCUUGGGAUUACAGGCAUGAGCCACCAUGCCUGGCCCAGUUUCUUUCUAGAACUCCACAUCAUCUGCCAGAUCAGAAGUCAUUUUUGAAUUGAAAUUAAAUAGGUUGAUACAUGAAUAUCAAGCCAGAGUUGUACCGUCCCUUCUGUAAGAUGUGGCCAGAGAGCAGCUGGUGCCUUCUGGGAUGGAGUGACCCCAGUUUUCAGAACUGAACACAUCAUAGGAGGCUGGAAGGCACCAGGCACCCUCGUCUCCAGGACAGUGUUAGGGGACAUCAGGGCAAGCAGCAGGAGCAGGCUAGGGAGCCCCUCUAGGGUCCUGGAGAGCUGUGGACACUCACCUGGGGCUUCCAGAAAACAAACACCACUUAUGACUGCAGCUGCCAUUUACUGAGCUGCUUCUCAGGGCCAGAAGUUGUGUGAGGUCUGUGGGAAGUGAAUGGUCCCCUUGGUUUGUGAUGCCAGUGGAGGGGAAAAGAGGUACCAGCCACAUUCUGCUGCUUCUUUUUUUUUUUUGAGAUGGAGUCUUGCUCUGUCGCCCAGGCUGGAGUGCAAUGAAGCAAUCUUGGCUCCCUGCAACCUCUGCCUCCUGGGUUCAAGCAAUUCUCCUGCCUCAGCCUCCUGAGUAGCUGGGAUUACAAAUAUACACCACUAAACCCAGCUGCUUUUUGUAUUUUUAGUAGAGACAGGGUUUCACCAUGUUAGUCAGCCUGGUCUCGACCUCCUGAUCUCAGGUGAUCACCUGCUUCGGCCUCCCAAAGUGCUGGGAUUACAGGCUUGAGCCACUGCGCCCAGCCUGCUGCUCCUCUUAACACCCUUGGACUUCUCAGCGUCCUCUCAUGUAGCAGUCACUUUCAGUCUCCCCUUUCCCUGACCCACUCUUUUUUUUUUUUUUUUGAGAUGGAGUUUCACUCUUGUUCCCCAAGCUGGAGUGCAAUGGUGUGAUCUCAGCUCACUGCAACCUCCGCCUCCCAGGUUCAAGCAAUUCUACCUCAGCCUCCCAAGUUGCAGGGAUUACAGGCAUGCACCACCAUACCUGGCUAAUUUUGUAUUUUUAGUAGAGACGGAGUUUAUCCAUGUUGUUCAUGCUGGUCUUGAACUCUCAACCUGAGGUGAUCCACCCACCUCGGCCUCCCAAAGAGCUGGGUAAGCCCUUGCACCCAGCCCCUGCUCCACUCUUAGCUUCCUGGGCAUCAGGGACCCAAUCACAGCCCAUCUGCCUUUCAGCGAGAGGAAGGCAGUCUUUAGGGCUCCUUCCCUGGGCUGGUCUUCUCCUUGGCCUUAAGUUAUUCUCCUGCUCCCUUUUACAUUUCUUGGUCCCCCAGGAGUCCUUAGGUUGGAGCCAGAACUUAAAUUCUGACCUUCAGAACACAUCCAUAAACUAAGCCAACCACAGAGAAGAAAGGCAAAGCUAGGAGACCUAUGGCACACGAGUCUUCUCCCAGCCCUCCUUCACCUCAGAAAGCACUCAAUUUUUCUCACUUAAGGUCCCUUUUAGAAACUUGCAUCCUUCCUUAUUGAUUAGUCUAUUCUUGAGGCAUGGAUCCAUCCAUCUGUUCAGUGUGUGUCCCAGUCCAGGAUGCAGGCUCAGGGUGAGCACCAUUGAAGGUGAACGGCCUGCUGAGCUCCCAUGGGGGCUAGCCCUCUCCAUUCUGAGCAGCAGCCACGCAGCCUCCCCUGAAAGCAAACCUCCCCCUCUGUCCCCUUCUCCUCCAUUCACAGUGAGAUCUGAGGUCAGAGACCAAUGGCAGCCUGGGAUACUAGUCUUCCCUGAGACAUCUGUAUUUUCAUGGGAAUCAAGACACAAACUUACAGAUAAAGUUGUAAGGUUGGGACAGUAGCCAAGACAUCAGCUCACAGGAUCACAGGAAAAGAAAGGCAUCUGGGGAGAAGGUGGCCUUCUGGGAACCCCUGAGACCACCACUGGGGUACCCGUUGUCCUAGUGUGAGACAUCCCCACUGGGAGAUUGUUUUUCUACGCACAGGCAUCCACCACUCCAGGCCUCCCAGACAGGUGUUGAGGGAAUGAAGAUGGCUGCUUGGCGCCAGGUGAAGGAAGGGCUCUAGGGCUGGCUUUGGGAGGAGAGAGCGCCACACAAAGACACGAGCUGCCUGAGUAGCUCCCCUAAAUAAGCCACAGCCCAAAGGAGUCAUGUGAGUACCUCAUUUUUGCUGGAGCAUCUGCCCUUCCUCACAGAACACUCCUCUCCUCACUUUGUUCACAAAGGACAAGCUCUGAGACCAGCUGCCAAAUCCUGGCUUCCGUGGUCCAGUUAGGAAUUUUCAUUAGGCCAGGCACGAUGGCUCACACCUGUAAUCCCAGCACUAUGGGAAGCAGAAGCGGGUGGAUCACCUGAGGUCAGGAGUUUGAGACCAGCCUGGCUAACAUGGUGAAACCCUGUCUCUACUAAAAAUACAAAAAAUUAGCUGAGUGUAGUGGCAUACAACUGUAAUCCCAGCUACUCCAGAGGCUGAGGCAGGAGAAUUGUUUGAACCCGGGAGGAGGAGGUUGCAGUGAGCCGACAUUGUGCCACUGCACUACAGCCUGGGCAAUAAAGGGAGACUCCAUCUCAAAAAAAAAAAAAAGAAUUUGCAUUACGUGGGGUUACCUAAGGUCAGGAGUUCAAGACCAGCCUGGGCAACACAGUGAAACCCUGCCUCUACCAAAAUAGAAAAAAAAGUAGCCAGGCGUGCACCUCUAAUCCCAAAUACUCGGGAGGCUGAGGCAGGAGAAUUGCCUGAACCCAGGAAGGAGAGGUUUCAGUGAGCCAAGAUCAAGCUACUGCACUCAAGCCUGGGUAAUAGAGCAAGACUCUAUCUCAAAAAAAAAAAGAAUUUGCACUGAAGUUCUGAGAAGUACCGCAGCCGCAUCCACGGGUCCUUCCUCAGUCAAUCAACUGUCUCCACCAGGACAACUUCUACCAGAAAGACCAACUUCCUGAGUCUGCCACCAAUAGAGCGGCCUCCUGUGUUCGGGUACAGGUACUGGGCAGCAUGUGUGCCCAGCUUCACCCACUUAGUCAACAAGCCAAGGCAGGGGCCCCCAGCUCUCUAUGACCCACCUGGGCGGACCUGGCCCAUGAUAGAGGGAGACAGAGGGUGACGGUGUGAGACUCAAACCCCCGGGGUUGGGCACUACACAUCCUUGGGCAAGUCACACACCGCUGCUAAUUUCCUUUGCUCAUGCAUAUGAUACAGUUGCUUAAUUAAACUCUUGUGAGGAUCAAGAGAGGGAAUGGCUGUGAAAAUGCUUCAAAAAUAUAAAAGCAAGGCAAAGGCAAUAGGGAAUCAUUGUCAUGUUGUUCAGCUGCCACCAGGGAACUGCGGCUCAGUGUCUGGAUGCCGGGUUUGGUAUUUAAGGAUUUACUGCCUGAGAAGAGGUGGGAAAGGGUGCAUUUUCCCUGUGGCUUACUAGUUCCUUGGCGAUAAAGCCCUUCUCUAUUCCAUGUGUUGGCACAAAUACUGUUGCUGACAUGAAGAAAUUCUUGGGAGGAUCACCUGAGGUGAGGAGUUCAAGACCAGCCUGGUCAACAUGGUGAAACCCCAUCUCUACUAAAAAUACAAAAGUUAGCCAGGAGGCUGGGCGUGGUGGCUCACGCCUAUAAUCCCAGCACUUUGGGAAGCCAAAACAGAUGGAUCACGAGGUCAAGAGAUCGAGACCAUCCUGGUCAACAUGGUGAAACCCCGUCUCUACUAAAAAUACAAAAAUCAGCUGGGCAUGGUUGUGCACGUCUGUAGUCCCAGCUACUUGGGAGGCUGAGGCAGGAGAAUUGACCCAGGAGGCAGAGGUUGUGGUGAGCUGAGAUCGCGCCAUUGCACGCCAGUCUGGGUAACAACAGCGAAACUCUGUCUCAAAAAAAAACAAAAACAAAAACAAAAAAAUUUUUUUUUAGGAUUAGCCAGGAGUGGUGGUGCACAUCUGUGGGGGAAAAAAACAGAAAGGCCAGGUGUGAUGGCUAACACCUGGAAUCCCAGCACCUGGGAGGCUGAGAAGGGCAGAUCACCUGAGGUCAGGAGUUCGAGACCGGCCUGACCAAGAUGGAGAUACCCUCUCUGUACUAAAAAUACAAAAUUAGCCGGGCAUGGUGGUGCAUACCUGUACUCCCACAUACUUGGGAGGCUGAUGCAGGAGAAUCACUUAAACUCGGGCAAAGGAGGUUACAGUCAGCCGAGAUCACACCAUUGCACUCCAGCCUGGGUAGUAACAAGAGCAAAAUUCCAUCUCAAAAAAAAAAAAAUCCUAUUUUAGAGAUGGAGUCUAGUCUUGCUUCAUUGCCCAAGCUGGUCUUGAACUCCAGGACUCAAGGGAUGCUCCUGCCUCAGCCUCCCGUGUAGCUGAGAUUACAGGUAGUAAAGUUGGUGGCUCAGACUCCUCUGGGCUGGAGCAGGGCAGAGGUGAGCAGGGAAGUGGUUUGGGAGAGACAAAUAUGGGUGUGGGCCUGGGUUCUUGUUGACCCAGGCUGGAGUACAGCCACCUCGUGGUCCUGAGACUUCGGGUGAGGGACCACACUGGACCCUUCGCAGGCCUUGGGUAGCAAGGCUUCCUCGGCAGGCGCUCGUGGUGUCUUGCAAGGACGCAGGGACACGUGGUGCACCUGCAGCGUCUUCAUCCCCACCAGCUUGAAGCUGCCCCUCAAAGCGUGGAUCCCAUCUCCGAUAAACUGCCACUGCGCCAGAUCCAUCUGGCUUCACUGCGACCAGGGUCGCUCCCCGGUCCAGGAGGGCCCUCCUGAGCUGGGCAAAUGAAGGCUCGGCCCGGGGACUGCAGGCCACAGGGACACCCACAGCACAGGGGACCAGGAGAAGCCUCCUGUGAUGCCCGGCUAAGAUGCACGGGCUACCGGCUGAGCACUAGUAUCAGUUAUUUCUACAACCUCAUAACAUGCAGCUUGGAACAUCCAGCCACCCUGUGGUCCCAUUCCUCACAGGCCCGUGCAGCAGUGUGUCACUGGUACUCCGUGUGUGUGUGUGUGUGUUUGUGUGUGUGUGUGUAUAACAGGGUCUCAGCCCAGGUAGCAGUGUGUUGUUGGCACUGUGUGUGUGUGUGUGUGUGUGUGUGUGUGUGUGUGUAAUAGGGUCUCAGGCCAGGUACAGUGGGUCAUCCCUAUAAUCCCACUUUGGGAGGCCGAGGCAGGAGGAUCACUUAAGUUCAGGAGUUGGACAUCAGCCUGGGCAAUAUAGUGAGAAGACCCCCCAUCUCUACAGAAAUUGUUAAAAAUUAGCCAGGUAUGGUUGUGGGAGUCUGUGGUCCUAGCUCAUUGGGAGGCUGAGGUGGGAGGAUCGCUUUAGCCUGGGAGGUGGAGGUUGCAGUGAGCUGAGAUCCACAACUGAACUCCAGUCUGGGUGAUUGAGCCAGACUCUGUCUCAAAUAAAUAAAUAAAUACAGGGUCUUGCUAAGAUGCCCAGGCUGGUCCCAAACUCCUGGGCUCAAUCAAUCCUCCAGCCUCAGCCUCCUGAGUAGCAGUAGCUGGGAUCGCAGGUGGCACCAGGGCACCUGGCUUUGGCACUGUUUACUGUGGCACCACAAUGUACUCCUGUGCUUCUCAGACUGUUAGAAUGAGGUGGUUCAAGAUGAGGUUCUUCUUCAGCAGGAUGAGGUGCUUCAUGUAGUCACACAAGAAGCUUGAGAUGAGAGAGCUGGGAAUCUGGU